CAUAAGGGAAGCUGCGGUGCUCCAGCCCCCUCCUCGCACUCUUGUUUAUGUGCUUUGUCAGCUGUGUCUUGUCUCUAGCGCAAACUCCGGACUUCGACUAAAAGCUUUACCUUGAGAUUUCUUAUCACUCCGCAUCGUUCUCCGGACCUGCCCCUUUCGGACCUUGAACUGAUUAAACCCGAUAAUUGUUCUUUUUCUUAUCCCCACCCCCUCUAACUGUGAAACAUGACAUUAAAUUCCAAUAAAAACGAACCCGCUGUCACCCUCGAGCGUGUCAACAGCUCGCGCACGGCUCUCUCUGAUCUCUAUCUGGAACAGCUGCUGCAGAAUAAACCCAAGUCAGACAAGGCCAUCAUGCAGACGCAAGACAGCAAAGGACAAGAAGUGCACACCAACGGCAGCGCCGGUCACAUGAAUGGCAAAGACGUAACCAAGAUGCGAGAGGUGGCCUUUGAGAAGCACACCUCUGAGCCACUGGGUGUUACUCUCAAGUUAAAUGAAAAACAGAGGUGUACAGUGGCGAGAAUAUUGCAUGGAGGGAUGAUACAUAGACAAGGUUCCUUACACGAAGGAGAUGAAAUAGCAGAGGUCAAUGGCAGAAGCGUGGUUAAUCAAAGUGUAGACCAGCUGCAAAAGAUUCUGAAAGAAACAAAGGGUGUUGUCACAUUGAAAAUCAUCCCCAACCAGCAAAGUCGUUCUAUGGUGUGUGAGGUUUGGAAAUCCUGUAAGCCAAUAAAAGGAAAAGAUUCUUUGUUUUUACAGGUGUAUAUGAGAGCACAGUUUGAUUAUGACCCUGUCAAAGAUGACCUCAUCCCAUGCAAAGAAGCCGGCCUGAAAUUCAAAACAGGUGACAUCAUUCAAAUUAUCAAUAAGAAGGAUCCGAACUGGUGGCAAGGAAAGGUGGACAGUUCUACCGUAGACUUUGCAGGACUCAUUCCUUCUCCAGAACUUCAGGAAUGGCGAAUAGCAAGUAAAAGCAAAGCAGCACGGGAAGCUGGUCAGUCCUGCAGGCCUUUUGGCAAGAAGAAGAAAUGCAAAGACAAGUAUCUCGCAAAACACAGCUCAAUCUUUGACCAGCUCGAUGUAAUAUCCUAUGAAGAGGUAGUGAGACUUCCUGCGUUCAACAGAAAAACUCUGGUUCUCAUUGGUGCACCUGGAGUGGGAAGGAGCCAUAUUAAAAAUUCACUGCUGAGCAAAUAUCCAGAGAAGUUUGCCUACCCUGCUCCACACACCACCAGACCUCCAAAGAAGGAUGAGGAGAAUGGAAAGGAAUAUUACUUUAUUUCCAAUGAUGAAAUGACCAAAUGCAUCGUUGGGAAUGAGCUGCUUGAGUACGGCAGUUAUCAGUGCCACAUGUUUGGCACUAAGAUCGAAACUGUCCACAAGAUCCAUGAGCAGGGCAAAAUUGCCUUGCUGGAUGUGGAACCGCAAACUUUGAAAGUGCUCAGAACAGUAGAGUUUGCUCCUCUUGUGAUGUUCAUUGCUCCUACCAACAUCGGCAGUCAGUCAGAGGCAGUACAGGCCAUCCAGAAAGAAUCAGAUGCCAUCCUCGCUGCAUACCGGCACUUCUUUGAUGAAAUGCUCGUGAACAACGAUGUCGAUGAGAGUGUCAAGGGUGUGGAGGAGGCCAUCGAGAGAGCCUCUUCAACCCCUCAAUGGGUACCAGUGUCUUGGGUGUACUAAAAACCCCAAUCCCUCUCCCUAAUCUCCCCUCCAAAAACAAACCAUGCAAGUGUACUACGUUCAUAUGGUGGCCUGGCUAACAAAGCUUUCAUAAAGGCAGUUUGCACAUGAAUAUGUUUUUUAUAGAAUGUUUAAAUAAAGCAAUAAGUUUGUUCUUUUUGUUAAAUAUGUUGAUGUGGAAUGAUUUCCACAAAGAUUUUAAAGGACAGACUGCUGUAACCAUGCCAGUAUAUAGCAUCAAGCGAUGAUAUUGUAGAUUGUAGCAAUGCAAAAAGGACCUCUACUGUGAGUCAACAUACCACUCAGUUCAGUGAUUUUGACUAAUCUUCCCUAGAGUUUGAAUGUUUGUUUUUUGUUCACAUAGUGGUCCUCUUUUAUAUAUAUAUAUAUAUAUAUAUAUAUAUAUAUAUAUAUAUAUAUAAAGAAAAAAACAUGUUACAAACACAGGGAAAACACAUCCAUUAGUAUUUGGAAAUGUGUUUGUCAUGUCCUGAAAUGCUUCUUGAAUGAUAUAUGGAUUUACCUCAAGUCAUAAUGUAAGGCACUUUUAAAACUUAAUAAACAUAUCCUGACACUCCAAUUGUGACUUUUUGUUGCAACAUGUGGAAUGCAAACAAAUGAUAAUGCUAUUUUGUCACAUAAUAUGGGUAAAAACUACAAACAAUUGCAGCUUACACUUGCAAAAUGUAUCGUAGUGACGAUUGCUAAUGUCACACAACAAGGUCACAGCAAACUGACACUAAUAUUUAGCAA
This is a messenger RNA of Xyrauchen texanus (razorback sucker), 2436 nucleotides long. RefSeq names its product 55 kDa erythrocyte membrane protein-like. Bases 226 to 1683 code for a protein of 485 amino acids. NCBI's taxonomy places the organism in Eukaryota, Metazoa, Chordata, Actinopteri, Cypriniformes, Catostomidae. The transcript is spliced from 13 exons. Gene Ontology annotation, cellular component: plasma membrane; cell-cell junction. The record is from RefSeq and is a predicted model, not a curated record. Gene Ontology annotation, molecular function: signaling receptor binding.